Messenger RNA from Hydra vulgaris (swiftwater hydra), 697 nucleotides. The record is from RefSeq and is a predicted model, not a curated record. Lineage: Eukaryota; Metazoa; Cnidaria; Hydrozoa; Anthoathecata; Hydridae.
AAGAGAUUAGCCCCGGCGAGCUGAGAUAAAUUGUAAUCAAAAUGAAAGAAAUCAGGCUAGGCGAGAACUUAAUAGGUAUAAUAUGCAUCGCAUAGCAAGAAAUAAUAUUGCUAUAGAGAGUAACUACCUCGGAGAAUUAAACCAUAAUUGUCAGUAUUGCAGUGCAAAGAAGUUUUUAAAUGAAACUCAUUUUUUGUGCUGCCAUUCAGGAAAAGUUGUAUUAGCUCCUCUUUCUCUUUAUCCGCCAUUGUUGACUGGUUUAAUGACAGGAAGCCAUGUUAAUCAUGCUGUAAAUCAAAAUUUUUUUAAAAUUUUUUUGAUUGUUUUUAUUGCAUGUUUAAUUUUCUUUCAUUUAUCUCUAGCUGCUGCUUCUUCUGUUACAACUGCUGCUUCUUCUGUUACAAGCUCGAAGUCAUGGGAAGAUUUCCGAAAGUAUCGCUCCCAGCAUCCAGGCCCUCUAUCUAUGAGGGCCUUCCAUCGCUGGUGUUUGUAUAGGAACGACCAUCCCUCCUUUAGAUGGAGGGAUGGCACCCCAUACAACACAGGGAAUAGAGCGGAUGCUGGGAGGAGAAGACAACGUGGCUCAAAAGUUGUCAAUAAUUUUUUUACAUUUUAAAAUGUAAAGAAAUUGACAACUUUUGAGCCACUUCAUUUUUUUUUUGUAAUUUUUUUUUUGUAAUAUAUUUUUGUAAAUUUA